AUGGGCGAUUUCACCGCCGCCGGGGAUGGCAUCAGCGGUCACUACCAGGGCACCUCCCUAGGCAUGCAGAUCGCCAUCGCAACUCUUGCUGGUAUCACUUGGUACAAUGCCUUCGAGCUAAUGAUCCUCCUCUUUGUCACCUUCGCAGAAUAUCGAGGACUCUACUUUUGGAGUUUAUUUAUUUCCUCCUCCGCUGGUCUACUUCCUUACUCGCUGGGCUUCAUGCUCAAAUUUUUCAAAAUCACCGAGCAUCUUCCAUGGCUCCCUGUCACUUUGCUCACAAUUGGAUGGUGGUCCAUGGUCACCGGCCAGUCUGUUGUCCUGUACUCGCGCCUACACUUAGUCCUAUCAAACCAGCGAGUCCUGCGUCGCGUGUUGACCAUGAUCGUGAUCAACGCAAUCAUCCUCCAUCUUCCCACUACGGUCCUCACCUACGGUACCAACAUGGCUAGCGACGCCACCCUGGGCUCGUGGACGAAAGGCUACAAUAUAAUGGAAAAGAUCCAAAUGACAGGCUUUUGCCUGCAGGAAUUCAUCAUUUCAGGGCUAUAUAUCUGGGAAACGGUACGCAUGCUACGCCUAGACCCGGACCGUACCAAGCGCAAGAUUCAGUACCAACUACUGGUCAUCAACUUCAUCAUCAUCAUUUUGGACUUGGGCCUGCUCGUCGCCGAGUACUUGGACUUCUACAUCAUGGAAACCAUGCUCAAAGGAGCCAUAUACAGCAUCAAGCUAAAGCUUGAAUUUGCCGUCCUUGGUAAACUCAUUCACUUGGUACACAAUCACGUCUGGAAACCCGAAUCGUUCUCUGCGCCAAGCGAACUCCCCGAUUUUGUCGACGCAAGCCGUGUAACCUCCGAUGUGACCCGUGCCGUCCCUGGUGUCGUUCAACGCAGGCCUUCCCGGAUGGAAGCUGAUGACAUUUCUAUCGCCUUGUUCGAACAUUUACCGGCCGAACGCAUACGAACCAAUUCCGGCUCAUGGAGCAAUGAAGCCCGCGCUUAUCAUGUGGAUCACCUCCCGAUCGACUUUACCAAUUCUCUCUGCCAUUAUCCGCGUCACCAAAGUCGUCGCGGACUUCUCGAGAAACCGGGAUGA
This is a messenger RNA of Penicillium roqueforti, 1098 nucleotides long. RefSeq lists its product as uncharacterized. The transcript has a single exon. NCBI's taxonomy places the organism in Eukaryota, Fungi, Ascomycota, Eurotiomycetes, Eurotiales, Aspergillaceae. The coding region runs from base 1 to 1098 and encodes 365 amino acids. The record is from RefSeq and is a predicted model, not a curated record.